This is a messenger RNA of Moesziomyces aphidis, 2316 nucleotides long. Lineage: Eukaryota; Fungi; Basidiomycota; Ustilaginomycetes; Ustilaginales; Ustilaginaceae. The record is from the annotation of a GenBank genome assembly.
AUGGCGCCACCUGCUUGGGCCGGCGAGUCCUCGUCCAGCAUAGCCUUCUCCACCAACCCGCGCGACUCUCGUGUCGUCAGCAUCUACGACAAGUACUUAUACGAUCCCAAAGACCUCGAGUCCUCCGACCCUCGCCGCCGUGAACUCGCUCGCAAGGCGAGUCAGCUCAAGCUUCACGGCCGUCCCGUCAAUGCUCUCGACGCAAACGGCCUCCGGUCCGUAGACAGUGCCAACUCGCGCUCCCCACAACGCAAGAGCAUCGCCUUCUCCCACAACACAAAGCUCGCAGAUGGUCGCACCGCUGCUUCCGCCACCGCCCCUUCCAACGGCACCAGACAGCACCCUCAGCCAUCCUACCACGCUUCCGCAUCCUCGGAACGCUUCGACGAAAGCCACGAUCGAGACUCGGGCGCUUUUGGUCUCGGUUUAGGCAUGUUGGGCGGAAGCGACUCCGAAUCCGAUUCCGACAGCGACGACGAGAGGCGAAAGGCGCCAAGGAACAAGGCGCUCGAUCAGCUCAAACACAGCGCCGAACUCACUCGCUCCGACAGCUGGACUGAUCGCGCAGUAGCAGUCGGCCAUCGCCCUCCCGACAACGCCUCCCAAAACCCGCCCUCGCUCAAACUCAUGGCGCUCAAGUCGGCAAAGAAUGGCGGCGACGCAUCGCGCACCUCCCAAGACGACCGCCGCAGCAGACUCACGGCGCAGGACAACUUGGUCGAUCGCACCUCUCGACACGGCAGCACGAUCGGCUUCGGCGGCUCUCACAUCGACGACCACCCAGACCCUCGAGCACAAGCCAAUCAGCCGCCCUCCAAGCAUCUCAGCGCCCGCGCCGCUUUGACCAAGCAGCUCGGUCUCGCAUCCCCCAACCCAGAGGCAAAUGGCCACGCACAUCCCAACAGAGGGCCCUCUCCCGCCCACUCGUCCGGUCCGCACGACUAUUUCGAUAAUCGCGCUCCCAACGUCACACAGCCUCGUCCAAACCAGCGAAGCGCUGGUCCGCCUCCCAUCGACGUUGCCCGCGCUCAGAACGGCCUCGGAGGCCGUCCACAAGACGUUCGAGGCGCUCCUUCGCCUAUGGGCUCACAUCACGGUUCCGUCUCGACUCCCACCAGCGCAACACCUCUUCGAUCGCCAGGUUACAGCGCACACGGCAUGCCGUCGCCCAACCAUCCCAAUGCCGGGGUAGCCCCACCGCCCAACGUGCUUCAGCGAGGCCCACCUUCACCUUACGACCAACGCGGGGGUCCUGUGGGCCCUGGCGGCCCUGGCGGCCCCGGUGGCCCCCCUCAAUACGGCCCGCGCGAUGGCAACCCACGUGCGGGCCCCGGCCCCGGUCCCGGCCCCGGUGCUGGCCCACCGCACCCUUCGUCGCUCCAGGCUGGCAACCAUGCGCGACCGCCUCCGGGCCAGUAUCCGCGACAGGCUGGUCCCCCAGGCCCCAAUCAAUCCUUUUCUGACGCACCCGGCCCGUCCAAGCGCCAGUCGCUCUUCCGCCGUUCCAUGGCCAUGCUUGGCGGAGGGCCCCAGGCGGGUCCUGCCGGCUAUGGUCAGCAACGUGGCGGGCCGCCGCAAAAACGCCAAUCGCUCUUCCGACGCAGCAUGGCCAUGCUCACGGGCAACAACGCUGGGCCCGCGCCCCAGCAGCGUGGGCCGCAGAUGCCCGUGCCCGCACCGGCGCGCGCUCCCGCCGCACCGCGCGUCCAGGGCUUGCAGAACGACUUUGAAAAGCCGGACCACCCGCGCAAGUCGCAGUUCCUCGGCGCCGGCGGCGAGGGUGCCGAGUGGGACACCAACGGCGAAGGUGCCAAGUUCUGGCGCCGCUUCUCCAUGGCUCAGAAGACCGCCGGCACGCACAAGGUCGAGGACGGCAGCCGCGCCUGGAUGGCGUCCAUGGCGAGCGGCAGGCGCAAGCUCAUCGUCAUGGGCUUCAUUGCGCUCGUGACGCUGGUGGGCAUCAUCGUGGGUGUGAUUGUGUGGCGCGAGAUCGUGUCGCCGUCGGGAUCGACGUCGGACGAGCCUACGGCGGUGUACAAGGCGAACCUGGGCGCCAAGGACAACCCGGCGGGCACCACCACCAAAGCAGCCACGUCCACCUCGCGAAACGCAAAGGCGACGGCCACAGCGAGCUCGAGCUCGAGCUACUACAACCGCGCACUGGCCGACGGACCGAGCGACGAGGGCUCGAAUCUGCAUGUGCGACGUGCGCUUGCCCACGAGCUCGUCACACCCCGACGCAGGAGACGCCACUUUGGUCAGUCGGCGCCGGUGCAGCCUGUCAACAGCCAGCGCUCGCUCGCCGAGCUCGACUGA